UUUUGUUUAAUGUUAUUAGAGUGAUGACAAUGGUGAUAGAAAAGACAUGAAAUGAUUGAUAUUGAGGAGGGUAUAUAAGCAAAGCCUUGGUGCAGUGUUUGUAACAGGAAUUGGAGACAACAAAUAUAUACAUAUAUUCAAAUAUACAACAAGAGAUCAAAGUGGUGAAAAUGGAUGGGUUGAUGAUGGGUUGGGGGCUUCCAGCUGAGCAAGGGUGGAGGAAGCGACCUUGGACCCCUGAUGAAGAUAAGUUGCUUACUGAAUAUGUUAGUUCGCAUGGAGAGGGAAGGUGGAGCUCUGUGGCUAAAUCUUCAGGGCUGAAUAGGAGUGGCAAAAGUUGUAGACUAAGGUGGGUGAAUUAUCUUAAGCCUGGUCUUAAGAGAAGCAAGAUUACACCUCAAGAGGAAGGCAUCAUCAUUGAACUCCAUGCCCUUUGGGGUAACAAAUGGUCUACAAUUGCUCGAUACUUACCUGGGAGAACCGACAACGAAAUAAAGAACUAUUGGAGAACCCAUUUCAAGAAGAGAGGAAAGCCCUCCCAAAAGCAAGAAAAGGGAAAAACUCAACUACUUCUUGAUCAGCAGAUUAUGAAACAAGAACAACAAGAACAACAAGAAGAAGAACAAGGAGAGAAUGAUAAUGACAUUAAUAAUAAAGUCUUGUCACAAGCAGAAGCAAUUGAUCAAAAAAUGACUGAUGAGAAACAAGGCAAACAAGAGACAUUACUCUUUAUGUACCCCAAUAUGGAGAAUCUGUGCUUCCCUAUGAUGUAUCAAGAUAUUGCAUCUUGGUCACACACCAUGGAUGACUUGUGGAGUGGUGGCUUGUGGAACCUAGAUGAACCACAUGGUCGCGUGGAUCAAGCAAAUGACUAUAACAAAAUCAACUGGAACUAAUUUAGUUAGUCAGAAUUGUUGUUUUUCUAAAUACAGAUCAAGAGUUCAAGUUUUGUCAGUAUACGACUUUUGGCCUCUCUGAUGUAUCCAAAAUAAAAAAAAAUAAAAAGCAAAAAUUUAAGCAA
This is a messenger RNA of Camellia sinensis, 1021 nucleotides long. RefSeq lists its product as uncharacterized. Gene Ontology annotation, molecular function: DNA-binding transcription factor activity; sequence-specific DNA binding. Gene Ontology annotation, biological process: regulation of DNA-templated transcription. NCBI's taxonomy places the organism in Eukaryota, Viridiplantae, Streptophyta, Magnoliopsida, Ericales, Theaceae. Gene Ontology annotation, cellular component: nucleus. The record is from RefSeq and is a predicted model, not a curated record.